GUGCCUACUGUCUGUGACUCUGUAAUCUGUAUUAAUUUUAAUUUUGAAGUGUAGAGAAAUAAAAGUAUAUAAACAAUAACUUCGCUUUGAAUUAGUAUUUUAUCUCUUAAUAUAGAUAUUAGAUUCGUAAAGUAAGAUUUUUGUAGCUAUCGAAAAGUAAAAUGAAUCAAGCGGAGGUAACGAAACUAGUAUCCAAACUUCGCAUAAAAAUACCACCAAAACAUCGCAAAAUGAGCAGUCCAGAGGGACCCGAAGGACGAAUGAAUAAAUUGCGCAAAACCGUAACAGGGUUGUUCAAAUAUGAAAGAAUUGAAUUAAAUCAUAACAGAGCUGACGAAGCCCGUCAGUACGCAGAGAGGUUGAUAGCUGAAGCAAUUAAUCAUGGUGAUUGUCACAAACCAACAAUGGAAAUGGCAGACUAUUGGUUAUUAGAAAAAGAGCUUGUUCACAAAUUGUUUAAAGUUUUAGUGCCACGAUAUGAAAACAGCAAUACUGCAUAUACAAGAAUGUUAAGAGCACCCAGACCUGAAUACAGUUACAAUACAGAGAAGACAGUAUUAGAAUUGAGAGGCAAUCCAUAUCCGCCUUUACAUAACAAACAGGCUAACAACAGGCAAUUACUUCAAAAUAUUCUCCUUGAUGCUGCAAAGUAUGAGUAUAGACAGACAAAGUAUGCUGAAAUGGCUGAAAAUAUAGGCAAGAAUGAACAAGAAAAACCAAGUGUAUAAAAUUUGUUUAUAUUUAGUGUAUAAUUAGUUGUUUGAUAAUAAUAAAUAGUGACAAAUUA
Molecule: messenger RNA, 787 nt
Organism: Leptidea sinapis
Lineage: Eukaryota; Metazoa; Arthropoda; Insecta; Lepidoptera; Pieridae
Gene: mRpL17
Product: 39S ribosomal protein L17, mitochondrial
Exons: 2
Coding region: 162-728 (188 amino acids)
Biological process (GO): translation
Cellular component (GO): ribosome; mitochondrial large ribosomal subunit
Molecular function (GO): structural constituent of ribosome
Source: RefSeq, a predicted model, not a curated record